Pseudocercospora fijiensis CIRAD86 is the source of this 936-nucleotide messenger RNA. Its product is annotated as glycoside hydrolase family 43 protein. The transcript is spliced from 3 exons. Gene Ontology annotation, molecular function: hydrolase activity, hydrolyzing O-glycosyl compounds. NCBI's taxonomy places the organism in Eukaryota, Fungi, Ascomycota, Dothideomycetes, Mycosphaerellales, Mycosphaerellaceae. Gene Ontology annotation, biological process: carbohydrate metabolic process. The annotation marks the transcript as partial. The record is from RefSeq and is a predicted model, not a curated record.
UCAGAUCCCAGUGGACGAGUCUUCAAUGACCGCCUGUACAUCUAUGCUUCGCACGAUAGACGCACGAGUAUUCCCGACGACGACAACGGCAGCCAGUAUGACAUGGUCGACUACCAUGUAUUGUCAAUGGAUGGGAUAGGAGAGAAGGUCACAGUGCAUGGCAAAGCUUUUGGCCUCGACGAUGUACCCUGGGCAGAGAAGCAGCUGUGGGCUCCGGAUUGCGCAUUCAAAAAUGGCAAAUACUACUUUUACUUUCCUGCUCGAGACUAUGAUGGUGUAUUCCGAAUUGGCGUUGCUAUCAGCGACAAGCCUGAAGGUCCAUUCAAGCCGGAGCCCAAGCCAAUUGAAGGAAGUUACAGCAUUGAUCCUGCUGUGCUUGUUGAUGACGACAAUCAAGCCUACCUCUAUUUUGGUGGAAUAUGGGGAGGUCAAUUGCAAUGCUGGAAAUCCGGGCAUUUCGAUGCAAAAGCAUACGAAACAAUGGAAGCCUCCGGUAAUGGGCCUGCAUUGAUGCCACGAGUUGCGAAGUUGACCGAAGACAUGAAGGGUUUCGUAGAUGGUGUUCAUGAUCUGGUUAUCAAUGACCCUGAUGGGAAGCCAAUCCACGCAUCGAAACACGACAGAAGAUUUUUCGAGGCAGCCUGGGUUCACAAGCGCGGCUCGAAAUAUUAUUUCAGCUACAGCACAGGCGACACUCACUACAUUGCGUACGCAAUCGGAAAUUCUCCGAUGGGUCCAUUUAGCUACGCGGGGAGAAUCCUUGAGCCCGUGGAAGGAUGGACGACUCAUCAUUCGAUAGUAGAGUUCAGAGACAAGCUCUAUCUAUGCUAUCACGACUCGUCGAUAUCUGGCAAGAAUCACUUGCGCUCUGCCAAGAUACGGGAACUGGUGUACGACGAUGAGGGAUAUAUCAAGCUAGCUCAACCACAGUCUUGA